Messenger RNA from Sorex fumeus (smoky shrew), 936 nucleotides. RefSeq names its product protein ZAR1-like. NCBI's taxonomy places the organism in Eukaryota, Metazoa, Chordata, Mammalia, Eulipotyphla, Soricidae. Gene Ontology annotation, molecular function: mRNA base-pairing post-transcriptional repressor activity. The transcript is spliced from 4 exons. The record is from RefSeq and is a predicted model, not a curated record. Gene Ontology annotation, cellular component: cytoplasm. The coding region runs from base 1 to 936 and encodes 311 amino acids. Gene Ontology annotation, biological process: translation.
AUGGAGCGCUUUGCCCGUGUUCCCUAUGGUUUGUACCCAGGAUAUGGAAACCCGAUGCCUUUGGGCCAGCCUGGAUUCCAGCCUGACUGGAGGAAAAACAUGGGUCCCCCCACUUUCCUGGCCAGAACAGGGCUUUUGGUGCCUGCGAAUAUCCCUCACUACUAUGUGGACCCUUAUAAGAGGGUGCAGUUUAGGGCUAUACUCUCCCAGAUGAACCCCAACCUGAACCUGCUGCUGGGCAAAGCCAACACCAAGGAGAUGGGCGUGCAGGUGAGUCCUCGAGUGGACAAAGCUGUACAGUGCUCACUGGGGCCUCACAAUUCACGCAGCGGCUGGAAUCAGAAGACGCCCCUGCCAUCCUGGAGGGCCUGUUGCCAGACCAUCAGCCACAGGAGCUUAUUCAAGCUGUGGAAGGAUGAGGACAGCAGAGAGAAGAAGGUGCUUCCAUGUCCUGCAGAAAGCAAACAGCAGCAGCCAUCGGUGCCAAGGGUGGAAGAAGACCAGCAGGAGCAACUCUGGUAUUGGAAUAAAUUGGGGGAGGAAGAUGCCAAGGGGUCUCCAGAAUGGAAGAGCGAGCAGCCACAAGGAGAUGCCUCCCAGCGUCUUGGAAGAUCCAACUUCCAGUUUUUGGAACCAAAAUAUGGCUAUUUUCACUGUAAAGAUUGUAAGACCAGAUGGGAGAGUGCUUAUGUGUGGUGCAUAGCUGGAACCAAGAAGGUUUAUUUCAAACAACUCUGUUGCAAAUGCCGGAAGAGUUUUAACCCUUACCGAGUAGAAGCAAUCCAAUGUCAGACUUGUUUAAAGUCUUUUUGUUCCUGUUCUAAAAAAAAAAGAUACAUAGAUCUGAGGAGGCCUCAUCGACAGGAUCUGUGUGGUCGCUGCAAAGACAAGAAAUUCUCCUGCGGCAAUUUUUUCAACUAUAAGUAUGGCAUAUGA